This is a messenger RNA of Lathyrus sativus (Indian pea), 459 nucleotides long. NCBI's taxonomy places the organism in Eukaryota, Viridiplantae, Streptophyta, Magnoliopsida, Fabales, Fabaceae. The record is from the annotation of a GenBank genome assembly.
AUGGAAGUUAUUCUGCAGCCUCAAGCCUUCAAUGUUAGUGUUCAGUUUCUCCACUCUACAAAAAGUUACCAUAUACAGAAGCCAGUUAUACAUAUAACAUCAUCACCAUGCCAAAUUCAAUGUUUUAGUUCUUGUAUCCAUCAGAAACGGGCUGGAGUUGCAGGUGAUUGCAGAAGUAAAACAAAGGUUUUUGCGAAGAGAAGGAGAAGGUCGAAUGAGAGAACAGAAACUUAUGUGCUAUUAGAACCGGGGAAGGAUGAGAGGUUUGUGUCGGAGGAAGAGCUAAAAGAGACUUUGAAAGAGUGGCUUACGAAUUGGCCGGGCAAAGCUCUUCCUCCUGAUCUUGCUAGAUAUGAAACCAUUGAUGAUGCUGUUUCGUUCUUAGCAAAGUCGUUUUGUGAACUUGAAAUUGAUGAAGAAGUUGGGACGAUUCAAUGGUUUGAGGUUCGGUUGGAUUGA